CUUCCGUUUUACAAUGGAGAAUGUCUACGAUUGAUGACAGCUUACUGCUUGACCCAUAACAUGGGUACAACAAUUCAUUUCUCGUUGUGGCUUGGUAUGGUAGCCUUCACCAUGAUUGGUAAAGUUGAGUGCCUCUCCCAACCAGUUUAUUUGGUUACCUCCCCUGAUGGAAAUGUGACAGUGGAAGAAGGCCAGCCAAUCAACUUGUCUUGUGAGGUCCAUAACAGUUAUGGCACUGGUCAGCUACAAUGGGACUUGCCUCCGAAUUUCAAGCACAGAGCUCCGUCAGUCACUUGGGAGGACAGACAAGCUACGAUUAACCAGUCAGGAAUGUCGAAGUUGACCGUAGACGAAGCAAUGAUGGGGGAUUCAGGGAAAUAUGAUUGUCGUAUCGAAAACAUUGUGAAGAGUAUCUAUGUAACAGUAAAGGGUGUAUCCGAGAUCCAUGACAUAGUUUUGGACUCCAAUAAUAUCCAGGACAUGUUACAUGUAGAAAUGGCCAUUGUCCCCCCUCGCCGCAAGAUUCAGAUUAUGGAGGGUGAAAGUGUGCGGGUCAACUGUAGUGUAAACCUCUCUCAGCUGUACCCACACGUGGUAAAGAAUGCUCAGCUCUCCUGGAUUACCAAGAAACACAAGGUUCACCAGCGAAGGGUAGAUAACUCCACCAUCACACUGAUAAUAGACAACGCCAACAGCUCGGACGCUGGUUUCUAUACAUGUUGGUUCAACACUUCACAAGGCUCUACACAGAAGCUCUUCUACAUCAGUGUUAACGCCAAGUCCAAAGACGGAGCUGUGUGUACAACAUCCCAGUUCCUGUGUGAGAAACACCAUCACUGUAUAUUUGUGAGGUAUCGAUGCAAUGGACAGGAGGAUUGUCUUGAUGGGUCUGAUGAACACAACUGUGAAGAGAACCCUUGUGUGGACCAGUUUCCUUGCCUCAACGGUCACUGUGUCGACCGAGAUCGUGUUUGUGACAUCCACCACGAGAACGACUGCGGCGAUUGGUCAGACGAACUGUGUAUUUUCUUGCCGCAGUACUUUACUGCAGUAAAUGAGACGACUGUUGACAUCCCACCUGACGAUACGGUAGAGGAGGACCAGAUGACGUGGCUCAAAACCACUGUCUACGCAGUGAUUGGCUGUACGGUCGGCAUUGUCUUGUUUAUUUCCAUAAUCGUCGUGGCCGUGUUCCGUAUCAGGAUGAAGCGUGACGCCUGUAACCAGAGGGAACGGGUUGUUCAGCGUCAUCAGGGGCCACAACCCUUGUCGUCGAACAGUUCCCGACCGAGUGGGGAGGCACAGGAGAGUCAGCCAUUCCUAGAGGGGCGACAGAAUUAUGGCAAUAUUAUUGUGAAUGUGAAUAACGGUGUUCAGUAUGUGCCAGUAUCGGAGUUUGUGGUGAUGGAGACACCGCCAACUUAUUCAGAGGUGGUGGAGGAAAUACAGGUUCAGCAUAACUCUGCGCCACCAGACUAUAGUACGCUGGAUAGGUUUCCGCAAAGGCCUAACUCACUACAGGUAGCAACAAGUAAUAAUCGCCGAACCCCACACCGGUGUACGAGACAAGCCGCACCAUCCAGUGAUAAUCAAGGGACACUUCCCCAGUAUACUGCAGAAAAUAACUCUCGUCCACCAACACAUUCCGUGUCUGUCCAGACAACCAGGAGCCAAACUGCAGGUCAAGGUCAGUCUAGUCGCACACAACAUCCGCGGGGUGGAGACUCGACACGCACCUCAACCUCCCGAGGCCUGCCCAAACAACCAAAUAUGGCAGUCCAGGGUGGCCAAAUAAUUCUCCGCAACCAGCAUCUGCCUACAAUCCAGAGUUGUUCUCCUACCUCCAGUGAUCCCACCACAAGUGAUACCCAGCCACUUCAGCUACAGGUACAGGGAGGGCAGAUCAUGUUGGGUGGGACUGACUCGGCAAAUAGUGUGGGUGUCCCUCCUCCUAGUUCUCCCCCUCCAGUGACAUCUAGUGCGCAGAGAGACUUACCUCCCCUGCCAACUUCAGGACAGACUAGCUGUUCUGGUCAAGCUUUAUCAGCGCCACCUGGUGGCAAUCAUCAAGGAGUGGUGCCUGCACAGUCCAGUUGUGCUAUUCCAAUAAGGUCACCUCCCAGUGACAAUAACCGUAGUGAAGAUUUAUUGGCUAGUGGUUGUGUGACUGUUCCAUGCGACUCUCCAGAAAAUCCUUUAAGCAUGAUGCUUCCACCUCAUCAAAUUAAUAAUGUAUCGCCUCCUUUACCCCUAAAUAUUCACCCUGAUAAUGUAACUCCAUGUUUACCUGCAAAUAUUCCUCCAGAUAUUGCAACCCCAGCUUUACCGCCAAAUAUUGUAUCCCAACCUUUACCAGCAAACAUCGAGUCACAUGAUCCACCAGCAAACAUUGAGUCACGUCACCCACCAGCAAACAUUGAGUCACGUCACCCACCAGCAAACAUUGAGUCACAUGAUCUACCUGCAAACAUUGAGUCGCGUCACCCACCAGCAAACAUUGAGUCACACGACCUACCUCCGCAUACACAAGCUCUUCCUGCUAAUACUCUGUUGCAACCAUUAGAUGCUGUAUCUUCAACUUCACCAACAAGUGUUGUGUCUGAAUUGACUGCAGAAAGCUCUUCAGUAUUACAAGGGGCUGAAGUGAAUUGUGCACCAAGGGGCAAGUCCAGUCUGGUAUGUCAAGCGGGGAAUUCCUCCGUCAUCACACCCCGGGACAACCCCCAGGGUGGGGCAUUAGAAUGUGGGGGAGGGGCCAAAGAGGAGGACGAAAGUCUGUAUGAUGCUCCUUGGGAAUGUGAUCUAGAUCUCUUCAUAUCGGAGAUCCCGGAUCGAGCUGUGCAGAGUCAUUCAGACUCUCUGUCAAAUCAGAAUCAGUCUGGCUCUUCGCCGAAUCUUGUGGCUGUUGAGCCUGAUAUAACAAACUCUGAAAGAAACACAGUCUCCGAUUCCCCGUCACAAAGUACUUCCCUGCCAGGGGGACAUAACUACGAAUCAAUUAACGAACUUCGUAAUAACAGAAUGUGUGAAGAUCCUGUAUCGGGCACCUCCAGUGCUAGCAAUACGAUACAGGUGGUAGAUGGGAGAAUCUGUUUAUCCAAUCAGAACACCUUCCCGAGAAUGUCAGAUUCUCAUCAUCAUUCUCGUAGUCUACCAAAAACUCCGGACAACAGCUCCACACGGGGACAAAUCACCAUCAAAGACGGCAACAUAGUGCUUACGUGAUCGUCAACUAUUUGUGUCGGACAAUAUUAAUGAUAAAUGAGAUAUGGUCGAUUGAUUAUUGUGCAUUGUGAAAUAUGUGUUUUAUUUUGUACAUAUAUAUAUAUGUGAAUGAAGAUGAACGUACAUAUACGGCAUUUACUUAAUACACACAUUUAUGAUAAUAAGUGAUGAUAUUUGUUGAUUUCAAUCCGGGUAGUUUGAUCCUCUUUACAUGUUGUCAGAAUACAGGUACAUUAUGCAUUGACUUAGGUUGAAAGCAUGGGUGUUUUUCUGGGCCCACACCCAAGGUACAGCAAAUCAUCUGUAGCCUUGAAAUGCAAACCACUUCUAGUAGAUGGGUUGUUCCCCUUGUUAGUAAAUAUUCGCUGUUCAUGAAGCAAAAGCAUAAGUCAGUUAUUUAUUCCAUGUUGUUUUAAACUGUCCCGACCUAUUCUUUUAUAAUUUUAUAAUUCUAUAAUUUUAAAAACGUGCAAGUGAACUAUUCAAAUCCCUUGAUCAAGACUACAAUAUAUAUAUAUAUAUAUAAAGAAAACAUUGAGAA
Mizuhopecten yessoensis (Yesso scallop) is the source of this 3766-nucleotide messenger RNA. RefSeq lists its product as uncharacterized. The coding region runs from base 34 to 3225 and encodes 1063 amino acids. The transcript is spliced from 7 exons. The record is from RefSeq and is a predicted model, not a curated record. Gene Ontology annotation, biological process: receptor-mediated endocytosis. Gene Ontology annotation, molecular function: protein binding. Lineage: Eukaryota; Metazoa; Mollusca; Bivalvia; Pectinida; Pectinidae. Gene Ontology annotation, cellular component: plasma membrane.